Apis laboriosa (Himalayan honeybee) is the source of this 3282-nucleotide messenger RNA. RefSeq names its product proton channel OtopLc-like (gene OtopLa). NCBI's taxonomy places the organism in Eukaryota, Metazoa, Arthropoda, Insecta, Hymenoptera, Apidae. Gene Ontology annotation, biological process: proton transmembrane transport. The transcript has 9 exons. Gene Ontology annotation, molecular function: proton channel activity. Gene Ontology annotation, cellular component: membrane. The record is from RefSeq and is a predicted model, not a curated record. Bases 514 to 3006 code for a protein of 830 amino acids.
UCGUGAUUCUACCCCCAUUUCAUCGUGCUCCGAUAACGCAGUCCAUCUCGCUCGGCUGCUGUCCGUCCGUCCGUCCGUCUCUCCCGUUCCUCUCGGAUUAACCCUCGACGCCUCUGUUUACGUCCGCUAUAUCCUCUUGUGCCAUCUUCGAGACAGGGCGCGAGUGGCGUGGAAUUUUCGAAAACGAUAAAUCUCGGAACGGAAUCGAUCGCUCGGCCGCGCGCAAUCUCGCGGGAUCACUGCUGCUCGGGAUAUCAUCGCGCGGCGCUCUGCGAGACGUUCGCCAAAAUGGCGGGUACGGCGGCGUGCGCGAUCGGUCUCCCGCCGGUGUUGGAAUAAAAUUGGCGCGGCGGUGUUGGAUCUCCGGUUAGGAAAAAGGAAAGAAAAAAGAGAGAGAGAAAAAAAAAAAAAAGAAAAAAGAAAAAAAAAAAACGGUGGUGCUUUUCCCGGUGAGAUCCAGUCGUGUGUUUUGCCGAUCGUUAGGGUCCAUUGCGAGAGGAGAAGUGAUCCGCGAUGGUGGGUGGUGGUGAUUGCAAGGUCGCCACCGUGGAGGUGGAAGCAGCCGCUGCGGACAACACGGCGACGCUCCCCGUGACCAGACCCCUGAAUCCGCAAAACAACUCGUCGCCAAACGCGCAGGACAACGCCGAGAAGAACAACGCGGCGAACAAAGAGAUGGAGCUGAAGAACGUGCGCUCGACCCCAGCGAAAAAGACGUCGCUGUUCAUUAUCAUGAGUUUCAUCUACGCGAAGCUGCUGGUGGUUGUGUGCAUCGCUUACGUGAUAAGCGAGGUGGUCACGCACAAGCUGCCCCUCUACUACUACGAGGGAUUCUUCACGUACCUGUACGGUGUUAGCAUCUUAUUCCUCCUGUACGUGUUCUGCUUCUUGCUGCAAGAAAGCGCCUGCUGCUCGAGGGGCAGCGACACGCCACCCCCGCCUCCGAGACCGCCCAAACCGCCCAAGGAGCCCAAGGAGAAGAACAAGAAGAAGGAGAAGAAGGACAAGGAGCAGAAGUCGUCGAAAAACAAGAAGGAAUAUCAGGACGCGGCUGAUGUCGAGGCUGGGGUUGCCACUCGGGCACUGAGGAAGCGGAAAACUUCGCAGAACGACCAGAGCCAUGGAAGUUUUUUCCUGAGAAUCGGUGCCAUUGCUUUUGGCCUGGGUACAAUGGUCUACAACGGUUUGGAAUUCGGCACCUUCUUCGAGGUGCCACCCACAUCGCCGUGCUACCAGAUCCUCCAAGGCGUGAAUCCAGUUCUCCAAAUGAUUUUCACCUUCAUGCAGAUGUACUUCAUCUUCAUGAACUCGAGGCUCAACAUUCAUCGCUUCAAAGUGAUCGCUCGUUUCGGUCUGAUGCACGUGGUGGCCACCAAUCUCUGCGUCUGGAUCCGCACCCUGGUGUUGGAAAGCAUCAAGGAGAUCACGAAGCAUCACCAGAAAAUGGGCCAAUUCGAGGCGGGCAUUCUUGAGAGUAUCAAACAGCACUCGAUGAGGAACGCCGGUGCCAUAUUGGGAACGGCGCCCAGGGACGUGGCACUUUUGCGCGAGGCGCCAUUAACAGCGACGAGGUCGUCCACGGUUCCAACGUCGGUCGCGAGCACCAUAGCCGCCUCGUUCGGUCGAAUGAUGAAAACUACGGCGAGGGCGAUCGCGAGGGCCGUCACGACGCCGACCUCGACCACCACCACGGGCUGGAACCCGCCGACCUCGAUGACCACCUCCACCUCGACCCCUCAGCCCAGCUUGACCACGACCACUGCCAGCACUCUGACCACUUUUCUAACCGCCCUCACGCCGAAAACCACCACCGAGGAGAGGACCACCCCGACCACUCCCGCUACGACCACCACCUCCACUACCACCACCACCACCACCACCACCACCACCAUCACAAGCACCAACAUACCUUCCACCACCUUGUCGUACUUCGUCCAACUGUUCGACGCGCCCCAGGCGGACAACAAAGAAGAGAUCAACCAGAUACAUCAGAUCUUCGACCUGAACAAUCAAACGAACAGCAGCGAAUAUUGGAGCCCGAGUUUCGGCGCGUACGCGGAGGCGUUAACGGACGAGGAGAUGGCGUCGAAUUCGUGCGGCCGGGUGAAUAUCAUGGGUACGAUCGUACAGGACGCCGAGCCGUAUCUCUUCCCGUUCAUAAUCGAGUACAGUUUGAUCGGGGCGGCGGUGAUCUACGUGAUGUGGAAACACAUCGGGCGGCACCCUCGUUGGCCGCAUCAGGUGGAGGCCGAUCUCGAGCGGCGGCUCGAGGCCAUGCUGUCCCGAAGAGCGGUCGCGUUGGCUCACGCGGGUCACACAAGGGUGGACUGUGUAGGGGCGAGCAAAGGGCUGUUCUUCGGCCUGUUGCUGCUGGUCGGCUCGCUGAUCUGCCUGAUCCUGUUCUUCGUGCUGAUCCACCAUCCGGACUUCGGCCUGGUCGCCAUUUACCUCGCGGACGUGUCCCACUGCGUGCUAAUGGUCCUCUCGAUCGUGGCCAUUAUCGUGGGGUUCAUACGGGUGCAGAGCUUGAAGUUCAAGGCCGAGGAGCAAAGCGACCUGAACGACAUCCUCCUCCGCGUGUCGGGCUUCGGCCUGUUCGUCUACGCUGUGUUCAGCGUGAUCGCCGGCUCGUUGGCCGCGUUCACCCACGAACCUAACCUCCUCGUCAUGCUUACCGGCCUCCUCUCGGUGGCGCAGGUCAUCCUCCAGAUGCUGUUCAUUGCGGACGUGUCACGCAGAAGGGUCCACUUGCCGGAGCACGAUCGCAGCAAGCCCGGCAGGCAGGUGGUCACCUUCUUGCUCAUCUGCAACCUGACCAUGUGGGUGAUCUACACGUUCGAGUCGCAGAAAGUGAUGGCGAACCCGGUCCAGCUCGACUUCUACGGCUUCCUCGCAUGGGCCAUCGUGCAGAGGGUCACCCUUCCGCUCUGCAUCUUCCACAGGUUCCACAGCGCGGUCACGUUCGCGGAGAUAUGGAAGACGAGCUAUAAGGCGCGCCUCGAUUAGACGAGGGGAUCGUUGGUUGGGAUCAACGGAGCCCGUCGUGCGAUCGUCGUUCGCGAAUCGAGAAUCGAGAGAGAGGGGAGAGGCCGCUCGAUCGAUCCUCUCGAUCGUCUCCGUCUAAGGGACGAUCGGAGGAAGGGACGGGCAGGGAUGACUGGUGGCCGGGCUGGUCGAUCAAUCGGACAUAUCUCGGAGAAAUGUAUAUCGGAGGCAGGCUGCGGCCUCUCUCGAAAUCUCGAAAUGAUCGGCGAGGAUUGGGGAGGAUGCGCGACAGCGAAC